Messenger RNA from Glarea lozoyensis ATCC 20868, 471 nucleotides. RefSeq lists its product as uncharacterized. The record is from RefSeq and is a predicted model, not a curated record. The coding region runs from base 1 to 471 and encodes 156 amino acids. The transcript has a single exon. Lineage: Eukaryota; Fungi; Ascomycota; Leotiomycetes; Helotiales; Helotiaceae.
AUGCUCAUUAAGAUAACGACGACAAUAACAAGCGAAAUUUGCACACUCCGGAAAGACUACCCUGCUCAAGACGAUUCCGUCAAGUCAUUCGGGUGUCUCGCGGUGAGCAAGUGCGAGCCGUCGUACAAUCGCCAGAUCCGGCAAGCAUUCAGCACUUCGAAUUUCACGAUUCCGCGAAUCGUGGAGCGUAAAGAGCGGUCAGACGAGGACUGGAGGAAAAUUCAACCAGUGAAGAGCGGUCUGAAGGUUGGUUCGGCUCGGGCUUCUCUCGUAGAACAUUCUCUUUCGCCCCGAGAAAUAUCGAAUACUGGAAUACUGGCUUUUCCAGACGGUAGUGGAUACAAUGUGGUGUCUUACAACGCUGUCGGACUGGGGCUCAGCGACACCGCUUUCUCGAGGUUCGACGAAGCCAGGUUUCCUGGUGAGGUUGCAUGCGAUCCGGCCAUGAUUGGCGACGAGCAGACGUCGUGA